AUGCUCAAAGUCGCCCAGCUCGAGACCCUCGCUGAGUUGCAGCAGACAGAGAUUGGAAUCCAGGCUGAGAAGAUUGAGAAAUUAGAGAAGCACCUUGGCAUGGAGCCUUCCGACAGCGGCGCCUCCAUGGCGCAGAAGACCUCCGAGAAGAGCAUGCAGCUGGUCCAGGCCACCUUGAAGCGGGUGGUGGAGAAGCAUGCGCGCCAGCGAGACACACGGCAGUACCAUCCGGCUGCCCACCGCCAGCAGCCCGAGGCUGAAGGGGAGGUCGAGUCGGAGGAGUCCGAGGAGCUGGAGGAAGACCCAGGAAGAGAAGGACCGGCCAUGCUCCAGAGCCGCGCAAAGGGCUUUCCGGGGGUGUUCAAAAAAGCUUGGGACGAAACUGGUGGAAAAGCAGUGGAUGGGUUGAAGAGGCGGGGGGCUGCUGAAGAGAGCGAAUUGAAUCCUGAACCCCUAAACCCUGCACCCCGAGUCACUAGUUCUCCCCCUGCAAGCCCUCCCUGA
Symbiodinium natans is the source of this 504-nucleotide messenger RNA. NCBI's taxonomy places the organism in Eukaryota, Dinophyceae, Suessiales, Symbiodiniaceae. The record is from the annotation of a GenBank genome assembly.